AUGGACCAGUAUGCUGCGCUACGGAACUCCAUCUAUAGUGCAGUCCAGGAGUACGAGUCCUACAAGUCGCAGAGCAUCGAUACAAAAUCACCAAGGCUCGAGCAAGCUACCAAUCGCCCAUCAAGUGGUCUCCAUGGGCGACCAGGAUUAGGCUCAGCUGGUAGCUCGCGUAAUGUCAGCCGCGAGCAACUGCCGACACUGUCUAGUCUGCAUGCGAGCGAGCGACAAGACCGAGAGACAUCUUUGCCAUCCCCCUCCUUGCCUGAUCGCCGCGAUGCUGGAUCACCCUCGCCAACACGGAGCGCUCCAGCGGGCGGAUUCGACGAGUUUCUUGCAGCUGCCGAGUCAUACGAGUCGCAGACCCUGCUUAUUGAUCUGCUGUAUCUACAAGGAAUCGUCGAUUUUAUGCGCUCAGAGCAUCCCUAUACCUCCAACACGCUGCGUAAAGCCAUGGACGCUCGUAACAAGGAUAAGCGUAAACUAUGGCAGAUUUAUACAAAUGAGAUGCAGGGCCUUGCAAGAGCCUACUCGUCUGGUAAGCCCCUGCCAAGUCCUGUAACAUCCUCUCUACGCAAGCAGAGCGCUCGCUACGAUGUGCUCAAGGUACAGAUUGCAGAGUGCAAGAAGGAACUUCGGCAUACGCUGCUCAAACUCGAUAAGCAAGAACAGACGUGUGCAGAAACAGUCAUGGAUGCGCUGGUGCAUCUGCACAGACAAGCGAUUAUGGAUGCGCGGCGGCGUUAUGCCAUGGCCGACCCCAUCCACGACAAGACAACACCGAUCGAGGCGCAUAAUGAACGUGCGCGUGUCUUCAACCAGAUUGUCAAGUUUGUGGCUGAUGACCUGAGACGGAUAGAGACGCUCAUGCGUCAUACGGGUGGUGCCUCAGGAGGACAUGGCGUGCCUGCUACGGGCAAGGACAAGAAGAAAGGAGCCGGCGUGGUCGAGGCUGUUGAGGCCUUGAAUCUUCCAGACUAUCCACCCUUCAACUGA
Protomyces lactucae-debilis is the source of this 993-nucleotide messenger RNA. RefSeq lists its product as uncharacterized. Bases 1 to 993 code for a protein of 330 amino acids. The transcript has a single exon. NCBI's taxonomy places the organism in Eukaryota, Fungi, Ascomycota, Taphrinomycetes, Taphrinales, Protomycetaceae. The record is from RefSeq and is a predicted model, not a curated record.